Folsomia candida is the source of this 1829-nucleotide messenger RNA. RefSeq lists its product as uncharacterized. The coding region runs from base 61 to 954 and encodes 297 amino acids. The record is from RefSeq and is a predicted model, not a curated record. Lineage: Eukaryota; Metazoa; Arthropoda; Collembola; Entomobryomorpha; Isotomidae. The transcript has 5 exons.
CCAUUCGCCAUUAGUAUAACUUUAAGCUCAUUUUGGGGCGAUGUUAAAUAAGCAAUUAAAAUGCAAUCAAUUGUGAACAUAACUACGAUACUUUUCUACAUCGGAGCAUUAUUAUGCGGUGGAUACGCUGCACGUAUUGCAGGGCCGAAUAAUUUAGAGCAUUUAACCGGGAAUGGUUCGAAACUCUUGGGUGCACAUUCCUUGGCUAAUCCUGAGUUUGAAGUUUCGACAACCUGUGGCGACGUACUAACUGGUAGUCAUGGUCGAAUCGAGUACACAUCUGGACACGCUGUAGGAGCAGAAUAUUGCGUCUGGAUGGUAAAAUCAGACCUCCUAAGCGAUUUUACUUUCGACAUACUGCAAAUGGAUGUCUUUGGCGGGACACAGGAAUACCUUAAAUUAACCACAUUCAAUUACGGCUCGUCUCAUGUGCAAAAUGUGCGGGUAAACACAUUAGGGAAAUUCAAAAUUUCUGGAAAUCUUGUCAUCAUAAGUUUUCUUACGAGCAGCGCUGCACUAAUUUAUAAACGGCUAUUCGUGCUGGAGUAUAUUUCCAUGCCAGUACGAGAUAUGGACAUUUCAAACAAAAGCGUGCAAACGUGUCAGCCUGGGAUUGAGGGGGGUCAAAGUGCCCAGUUCAAACAUCCAGCGACCGAUGUGCAGUAUGCCAAUCGUGAAUUUACCGUUGUCCUUUUCACCCCGCCCAAUUGGGUUUACGACUUUAUGCAGAGUCGCUUUGAAAUAAAGACGGUCGGGUUGGACGCCUCGUGUCUUGAUACGGUUACCACGUUUUCCAUGAAUUACAACGGAUUUUAUCCAAUUUCAAGGGUUCUAUGCAAUGAGACUACUGUUCGAUAUGACAGCUCGCCUAUUUACGUGGUUGUAUUCCAGUCGGACAACGCAACUGUGGGGACAGGAUUUAGCAUCAAGUACGACUGGGGUCCAGAAAUGUAGGAGAGAUGGUGGACAUUUUGAAAAUAUUUGACGUAUCGAAAUAUUAUCAUUAUUUGACCUAUUGCUAUCAUUUAUUAUUUCAAUAUUUUAUUUGUGAAUCAUAUAAUUGUAAAUAGCUGGCUUUGCACACCGAUCGAUGAUGAUUAACCCCGGGUUUUUAAGAGUGUACAUUUUCGAGCACGGAAAUUACACCACCAUUCGUGAAACUAUUUCUUAAUAACAAACAAACUUCAAACAAAUUAUUUUUAAAGUAUUCAAAUUAUAUUGAAGGAAAGAUUUUAAAUUAAGUAAAUCCUACGCCAUAAAAAAUUCGGUAACAAUGCCAAUGCCUGGCUAUUGUUACCAGGCUGACUGUUAUUACUGCAUACGUACAUGUGACAUGCUAAUAAUUUGUCACUGGGUGCUAGUAAAGUUGCUACAAUAUAUUUGUAAAUACAACCACAGUAAAAAAAACAUAUUACCAGGGUGGUAAUGAAUUUACCAUCAGUCGAGAAUAAGUUUAUUAUCAUAUCGGUAAAGCAUGGCAUAUAUGUAGUCACCACGUGAUCAGAUUUGAUCAGAGUGAAUGUACAUAAGUAGAUAUAUGUAUGAAAUUAAACUUAAAUACUGUGUAGGGUAGUAAGAUAAUAUAACAUCAAUUUAUCAGAAGUACCGGAGAGGACAAAGUUCCUGCGUCUUCAUACUCAUACCAUUUUGGUUUCAUUGAUCCUCUCCUAGUUCAUAGGGGAUAGUUAAUAUAUUUAAUAUUUAUACAUUGGAAUAGUAUUGGUUUAAAAUAUAAACUAAAUGAUGCAACAGUAAUUGUAUUUGUGCUUCGAUUUUAAUUGUACUGGGCAAUAAAAAUCAACUUGACAAUAAAUAUUUACUAACAUUAA